Messenger RNA from Dicentrarchus labrax (European seabass), 7164 nucleotides. RefSeq names its product nuclear FMR1 interacting protein 2 (gene nufip2). The record is from RefSeq and is a predicted model, not a curated record. Gene Ontology annotation, cellular component: nucleoplasm; cytoplasmic stress granule. Bases 225 to 2162 code for a protein of 645 amino acids. Lineage: Eukaryota; Metazoa; Chordata; Actinopteri; Moronidae. The transcript is spliced from 4 exons. Gene Ontology annotation, molecular function: RNA binding.
AAUCUGGAAAGUUCUGCAAAAAAAAAAAAUUCGCCGCAUAACUCAAAGCCCAAAAUCCUAUACAUGGGAUUUAGUGGCGGUGACCACCCAAAACAGUGCCAUUUUUAGACGUUUACUGCUGACGUUUCCAGAGGCUUCAAAUAGCUUCCGUUUUACUCUGGUAGUGAUUGGACUGCUCUGUACUUACCCAGUGAGCUAACGCAGAUCCGACAUUCUACACUUCAAUGGAGGAACAGCCCAAAGAUCGGGCACAAGAGAGACCAUAUCCCCCCCACGGAGAGGACAGACACUCUACUCAACACACAACUUGUCUAAAACAUGAUCAGAGCCACUUCCAGCGCCAGCAUCAGGAAACGCAGACGAAGAAAACAGGUUGGGCCAUCCGGAAAAGCAGUAAAAAAGUAAACAUCAGUGAGGAGGAGGGGGAGAAGAAUACACAUCUGUCUGAUACUGUUGGUAUGUCGCACCCCCCCAACAGUAAUGGUAACAGACACACAAGUAAUACAAAUGUGAAGCAGAAGUCAACACAAAAGCUGUACGCGACUGUUCCAAAAGUGAGCAGCAAAGGAUUGGACCAUAAGAAGAAUAUGGACCUUAAAAAUGACAAGGAUAAGACCCUGGAUUUGAAUCACCAUGAGGGCCAACCUUUGGAUAAGAAAGACUCUAUGUUGCUUCAAAAUGGCGUUGUAAACUGUGGCUUAAUUACAAAUGGCUAUUCUAGCAAGGACAAUGAUGGCAGCGGCUCCGAAGGUGGAUAUACUACUCCGAAAAAACGCAAGGCCAGAUGUAACAACGGCAAGAACACUGAUAAUGUGAUAAGAGAAAAGGAGAAAGACAUGCAGCAGGGCAGCACUACACAGGAGCAUGGGGCUUUUAAUCUUGAGACGACUGAGAAGGGAGUAACUUCUAGACUCGAUGGCUUUAGAGCCGCCCAUAAAGUAGAAGCUCAGUCAGCAGCUAGACGGGCUGUUGCGUCAGAGGCUUCAGUGGGUGAAUCUCAGAGGAAAAACUCUGAUGGCAAAAUAGUUGGCACCUUUGGUAAAAAGACUGAGGAAAGGCACAAAGCCAAGCUUUCCUCACCUUCAAAGGAGGACUCAUGGACUCUGUUCAAGCCCCCUCCAGUAUUUCCUGUGGACAAUAGCAGUGCUAAAAUUGUUCCCAAGAUCAGUUAUGCAAGUAAAGUAAAAGAAAACCUCAACAAAGUAGCUCAAGGUGGAGGAGAGGCACUGCCUCCUACUGUUAGACUAUCACAGGUCCCUAUGUCUGCUAUGAAAACUAUCACCUCAGCUAGCUUUACUAAUGGUCCUGUUUCUGGGAAUGGAAACAGCUGCCCAGUGGGUACCUUCUUCGCUCCUGCUGCUAGUAGUAUUCCACCAGCCCCAUCUAUCCCAAGUGGCGAGAAUGUAGCAUCCCCUUUGGAAAGUAACUGUAGCUCUACAACUAGUCCUGUAGAUGGAGAAGCAUAUGAUCUUAGAAAGUGUACUCUUUUAAUUUACCCUUUAAAUAUGCAACCUGUGCUCCCCAGUGCUCGGCACCUUGACCCACCGGCUGCUCAGACAAAUCAGAAAGCCUUGGGAGAUAUCUUCCAGAAUCAGUGGGGUCUUUCCUUCAUCAACGAGCCCAACUUGGGGCCAGAAGGAGGAAGUGGCCAGGUGCCUGAGGAGGACAAGACUACUGUGGUCACACCUCAAAGCGAGUGUCACGCUGUUGCAGCCAAAGCUGCCCAGCCCUGCUUUGAUGUUAGCCCAUCAUUCUUAGAGCCUGGCACUUUGGCUCAAGACCCUGAGAAAAGGACUUGUGCCCCUUGCAGUGUGUCUAAUGUUUGCUCUCCUGCUUGUGUGAGUGAGGAGAACAAGCUGGAGCCAUGUGGACCGGAAAAGACAAAAGCUGAGGGCAAGGGUGCAGGUUCUGCUGCGUCGGCCCCCAGUAAAGACAACGGUGCUAAGCCUGCACAGGGCCAGCUAACCACUUUGUUGUUUGGUUCAUCUAAAGAACAGACCCACUCUAAAGACAUUGGCAGAAGGUGUAGCUGGGGGUCCUUUGACAUUAAAGCUGCUGUCACUUAUCACACUAAAGAAAUGGAAUUCAUUUUCAACUUGCAAAAACAAGAUCCAAAAAGAGUAGUGGUUUAUGAUGAGACCAAGGAUGGACCUGAUCAGUGAGGUAGAUCGUCUACAGUACUUACUACUUCUCUUCUGGGUGCUGCAGUUAUCUACCUUGGAAAUCAUAAAUCUUGUCGGACAGAUAAAGUGACAACUGUGAAAACAUUGAUAGUAUAGCAUGACAGAUUUUCCUUGGAACUUCGGGUGGAAUAACAGACUUCUUUGGGGGCAUCAGACAAACGUGCACACACUCUGGAGGGACGUUAAAAGGAGUUGAUCUGUGCCUCUCCAACAUGAUAAAAAAUGAACACUUGCAACUCUGGAGCUGUGAAAGUCGUUUGUCUCGUGGCUCUUUAGGAUGAUGUUCGGGAGUUCAACAAAGGAAGGUGUCAUGGAUUGCACCUCCCUAAGCCUUUAUCCUGUUGAACUGCGGCAGCCGUCAGUCUGACUAUGGGAUGCCUCAGUCAUUUUCUUUCUUCACGCAUUCAAAUGAGUUCAUUGUAGAUAUGUUAGACGUUAUACAUACACAUCUGUGUGCAAGCUUGAAUUAAUCGUGGAAGAAAGGAAAACAGACUUUGCAAAGAAUGCCUUGAAGGUGUGGAAUAAAGAUCUUCGGAGUCCUGUUAAACUGUAAGUUAAGUGGAAGCUCGUAGGUGAGGCCCCAUCCAGGAAGGGAGAACCUUGUCUUAAAUCCUUUUUUUAGGGGAAAUCAGAGCCCAGAAAUUAAAUGCUUGCUUUUUUCCCCUUUUUAUACUGUUUUGUUUGACCUAACAUGAGUGUUAUCCGCACUGCAGCGUGACCCCAGAGCACAGGUACAGAAGUGCCCCAUCUGAAGGAAAGCUAAGCCCCUUCAUUUCAUUGUUUUAUUACAGGCGUGCUAAAGAUUUUAAAAUCAGGUCUCCGUUAAAGGCAAACCCUUUUAAUCCUUUAGCUUUUCAUACAUUUCAUGCAGAUUGCUAUGAGGUCAGUGCAGUCUAUUCUUAAAUUCAGAUUCAUACACUUUUUAAUACAUGAAGCCCGAGUUUAGGAGUUAACUGAGUAAGCAAGAGACAUUGCUACCAAUAAGGUCUUCUGCGUUUUAUGCUAUUUGUUCAGCAGCAAGACUCAGGAUGUCCAUGCAGAUUAUUUUGCCUGCAUUUCUGUCUGUGUAAAAACUGUUCAAUUCCUCUUGUCAAAGGAACACGUGUUGCAUUAUACGACUUUUAGAUUUUUGUUGUUUUCUGACUCAGCAUUGGGUCUUUUACUUUUCUGUCUUAUGGCAUUGUAUUUCCUGCAUGUUUACUGGUGGGAAUGAACGAGUCAGACGUCACUCUUCAUCACCACACAAAGAUAACAGUAAUACAACAACAAUUGCAAUACUAAUCUAGGUUUCCCCCGACUAGCCACUUUGUCAAACUGUUUAAAUGUGAAGAUGAGUUGUACUAUUAUGUUUUACUGUGGAUAACAUAUUUCAUUUGCAAACCAGUGUGCAAUAACACCGUGUGAUCCAUGCAGUGUGUGAAAUGGGUUAUAUGGAGCUACAAAAUAAUCACCCAAGAUGCUGGUGUGGCCUGCAGUUCAUUUAAGUUUGUUCAAAAAAAGUUUAAGGUGCGUUUUCAGUUUAUUGCACAAAUCCUUUACGUGAUAUAAAUAUAUAUAUAUAUUAUUUUUUUUUUUUUUUGCAAAAGAGCUCAUGUUGAAAGAUCUAAUUAAGUCUAGGGAGCCCAAAUUUGCUAACUGCUAACUGGCCAGCUGUGACAUCACUUUCAUCACCAUCUCCAAAUCAGGAUUGGUUUAUUCAACAUAACGAAGGAACCGUCCAGGUUUCUUUUCUCUAGAAGAUAUGAUUUGGUUAAUGUGUGGAUUAAUAGCACUUUAUGUAAACUAAUUGCUUUUAUCUUUUAAUUACUAGAGAGGUCUAUAUGUACUGACAAGAAGUACUCCUUGAAAGAAUGGCUCUGGGCUGUUACUUUUCAGAAAAAAAAACAAGUUGAUAAAUACAGAAUUAUUAAAUGUAACUCAGGUAGUGUUGAUAAAGCCAUGACUAUGUUAAAUAUUGUUUUUUGCCAAAUGGCCCCUGUCAUGUAAUGUUCUCAAAUUGGAAAUGUUGAAUUGGAGUCCUAUUAUAUAGAGUCUCAUAUGAUGUUGUGACAAAACACCAAAUAAUUACUUGUGAGGAAAACUGUGAUGGCAUGCAAGGUGCUGUCAUUGAUCAUUUUGGGCUCUAAAAAAACAAGUUUUACUGUUGAUUUCCCCAUUUUCUUAAAAAAAAAAAAAAAAAGCACAUUGCUCCAUGCUCCGUUUUCUAUGGAUACUAGACUGUAAUUUCUUGCAAUUUUUGAUGGUUGAUUUUCUCCCUCACAUGUUCAUAGUGAAGCACCUCUUGAUUUAUUAUUGCUGAACAUCAGUGGUGUUUCUGUUGGGUCUCUACAAUCUGGGUAUGAGCUUUCAAGUACACUUCUUUCCACAGUGUCCUGAUUAGGCAGCGCUGCAGCUUGCACUCGUGUGCAGAGAGGGAAAGUCAUAACUGCAACCAGUUGUCUUGACAUUCAACUUCCACGUCUAAUCUCAGUCAGCUCUCUGGUAUUUAAAACGCUUUUGUUUUGGCUUCCAUUGUACAGUGUGUGUGAUGGAUGAGUGUAUUAUCAAAUGCUGCCCUCUGAAUAAGAACAACUGUGUGGGAUCUGGUCGAUGAGGAAGCAUGGGUAUUUGAGGAGAUAUUGACCAUUAGCGUUUAGAGUUUUUCUGUGCUUGUGGAAAUUGACAUUGCAUUUGUCAUAAAGUUGCACAAAACUCGCAGUUUAAUUUCUUCUAAUUGCCCAUAAUCUAUAGAUAGAAGUGACAUAAUCAGGUUCCCAUAUGGUAAAUGCCAAAUUGUUCAGGCUGAAAGCAUUAUCUAAAUGUAAAACAGGGUGAUCAAAAUGAGUAGUAUGUGAUGUUACUGUAGUCUUAUGACCUUUUUUAAAAAAUAUUAUUUGUCUUGUUUUUAGACAGGAUGGUCCUGUACAGGGAAAUCAAAUAAUCUCCCAUCCUCCCACCCCCAGUAGCUCCUCUUUUUCAAGCACUUAAUAUAGCAAAAAAAGGCUAUGGUGAAUAUGCAUUUAUACAGAUAGAACUAUUAUUUAGCAUUGUAGCCUGCAAACCAAAAACCGGUUCUUGAAGCUGAGUAGAUGGUUAAUCAGUGAUUGAGUGAAAGGGGGUUGGGAGGGGGGAGGUUGAGUGACUGACUGUAGGUGUGUUGAGACAGAAAAGCCUGAUCAUGUGGAGUUAAUAUUUCCACCCACUCAGGAUGUGCAAUCACCUCAAGGAUGCUGAUGCAGGCUUCCAGGUUUGCGAGGGACGAGUUUGGCCUCGUCGUUUUUUGUGGGUGUGUGCAUAGCGAGUUCUUCCUAUUAUAUGCAAGUUCCUUCUUAUAUUUCAACCCCCCACCCCCUCCCACUGUUGUUUCAUGUUCAGGUGCCUGUGUGAAAAAAAACAAAAAACUUUUACAGCAAUUUUGAUUGUUUAAAAUCUGCUUCCAGCAUAUAUCCGUGCCAUUUUUAUUUUCUUAGUUUUUUGUAACAUUUGCAACGCUGUUAAAGUUGUCUUACAGCUAAUCCUAAUUUUCUUCUUUUUAAGCGACAUGGACGCAGCUGAAAGCGAUGAGCGUUUUUCUGUGUUUUUGUAGGGUUAGCUAAAGCCAAAAUCAGUUUGAAUGGGACGGAUGACAGCCGCUUGCUGGUGUAUACUCACGGCAGUCCAUUGUCAAGUUAAUGUCUGAAGUAGCACAUAAUUGAGUUGAACUGAUUUAACAAAUUGAUGUUUUAACAUGUUUUUAUUUUAUUUUUUUGAGUUAUAACCUAAUUUAUCCAUAGAUGCACAAGUAGGAUGAGACUAAAAGGAAUAAAUGAUAAAGAAAAUCAAGAUGUUUCAUUGUUGACGAGUUUUAGGUGAUUUAGUUACUGAUUAAGGCUGAUGUAGAGCUAUUUUUUUUCUCCCCCAAUAGCACCAAUGUUAAUAUAUUUCAAGUCUUUUCCAGCAGAUUUUAUACAAAUUACUUUUAAUUCAUUUCUUCAAAUAGUUGUUGAUGGAGUGACGAGCAUUGAAACACACUGCAUCCCAGAGUUCCUCUUAAUAUAUUUUUAUCUGUAGUGAUGUCGAUCGUGUCGCAAGGGGGGGAGUGAGGUAUUAACGUGCAGUUCAACAACUCUGAAUCUGCUUUCGCCAAAGGUACACUACUCAGAUAUUCAGCUACUGAAUGGCAAACGCACAGACCGGGAGGGGGUGGGGGGGGGACGUUGUUGAUGUCAUAACCAGCUUCCUGACAUCGCGCUGGGUUUGGAGGAGCUUUUAGUGAAGAGAAGUCACUACUGUAGCAGCUGAAUGUCACUUUGAGCGUGUUAUUACGCGGUGUGAGAGGAGAAAUCUUCAAAAAAAAAAAGGAAAAAAGAAAACAAAUACCGAAAGUGCUGCUUCUUCAUCCAGUAAUCAAUCGUCUGUAAUGGGAAAUGCUGGACUUGGUGUUUGUGCUUGACUUAAAAACUGUCCCUCCUUCAAACUGUCAUUGCCUCUCGUGGAACUGUUUUAAUUUAGGGGGCUUUUUUUUCUGUUUUAUUCAGUGACACCUGAGUGGUACGGUGUUUAUGAUUCCACACACAGGGAGGAAAGUAAACAAGGGCAACGUGUCUUUACGGGACUGAGUCAUGAAAAGAGGCGAUAUGUUGUGCCGAGUCAUCUUUUUGUUAUGUUUCUCUGUGUCAUCUCAAAUGGCUGUUGUGCUUGUUGAUGCUUUUUUUUUUUUUGUGGUCUGCUCCUCCUUUUUAUCACUUUUUACAUCUCUUGCCCCCCCUAAAAUAUGAGGCAAUAGCAUUUCUUUCUCAAAUGUCUUACAGGUUGACAUUUAAGUUUUUAAGUGAGCAGUCUUGAUUUGAUUAUUUAAUUUUUUGUUUUGAAUUUAACAGAAGUGUCACAUUACAAUGUUCUUUUUUAAAAGCAUGAUAAUAACCCUCAAAUUCCAAACAAUGUAAUAGAGUCAAUAAAAAAAAAAAAAACUCCAGUGUUCACAAUUUUAGUUUCCAUUAAAAUGUCAAAUUUUCAUGAAGAA